Messenger RNA from Dacryopinax primogenitus, 1257 nucleotides. RefSeq lists its product as uncharacterized. Bases 1 to 1257 code for a protein of 418 amino acids. The record is from RefSeq and is a predicted model, not a curated record. The transcript is spliced from 4 exons. NCBI's taxonomy places the organism in Eukaryota, Fungi, Basidiomycota, Dacrymycetes, Dacrymycetales, Dacrymycetaceae.
AUGUCUGGACUUCUCAAAGCUGCCAAAAAGAAAGCCAACACUGUCAGUCAAGCUGUCAACUGGAAGAAGGUGGAUGAAGAAAAACAUGCCUAUCACUACAAGUUGCAUCGUGAUGUUGUCGCUGCAGAGCUUGCUCAAGCUGAGGAUGGUUUGCUCCAAGCAGGCACUGACUUGCUCACCAACAGCAGUCCUAUUGACAAUCUCACUCUCAGUGCCAGUGCUUCUGUUGCAGGUGCUAUUGCUGCCAUGUCUGCUAUUGCUGAGCAGGCUACCCAUGGUGGAGAAGUCAACAAGGAAGCAGAGGAUGAAGGGGAUCCUACAACUGUGACCAUGGCACCUAGCACUGGCCCUGCAAUGAAGGUUGUCAAUGUCAUGCACAAGAAGAAACAGGUCAAGCUUACUGUGGCUGAGAAGAAGGAGUUGGAGCACCUUGCAGCUAUUAGCUACAAGGCAACUGCUGGCUGCAUUCUUUGCUGUCACCUUUGCGACACUACUGUUGACUGCCUCAAUGGAGGGGGCAAUGUCUGCAUUGCUAUGACCCAUGUCAUGCUGUGGAUGUGCUCAUCCUGCUUCCAGGCCUUCGGCAAUUCUUGUACAACUCACAAGGCUCAGAAGAUAGCUUGCAGCCUGUUCUGGCUUCUCCUCCUUGUUGAUUCACCUACAAUGUGGUGUGGUGUUGAGGAUAGGGUCAUGAUCACCCUAUCCUCAUAUUAUACACUGCAUGAGGUCACUACUGUACAGUUUUGUCAAAUCAACUUCAAUAUGGAAAGUCACAGUAACAACCCUCCUACUUGUUGUGGCACAGGUGAUCAUCACCCUAACCUCAACACCAAGUACGCACCUACCCUUGCUGAAGCUGGUGCAGGUGAUCAUCACCCUAUCUUUGACACCAAGGACUCCCCUGCUCUUGCCAUUGUUGUCGCAGGGUACUGUCACCUCUCUGAUCCUGAGCUUGACCAUUGCAAAGUACAGGCCUACAUGCAGACAUACAUGCACAUGACAGGGUUUCUUGAGGCAUGCUUCAAUGUUGCAGAUGUAAUUGGUCUUUGCACUGGUUGUGAGGAUAUCAGGUCUAAAGUCAAUGAAGGGUUUGAUGCUGCUAUCAAUGCUAGGUGCAUCAAGGCCCAGGAGCAGGGUGCACAAAUAGGUCACACAAUUGUCUGCUGCUUGGAAGCUCCAGCUGACUGUGUUGAUGCUGCCCUCAAGGGCAUGUACCACCUGUGGAAUCCUUGCGUUUCUCACAUCAUCAGUGUAUAA